AUGUGCGCGAGUUGGCCGCGCCUGCUAAUUGUAUGUUGUGCGCCCUCGGCCCGCGAGAAGAUCUUCGAUGACGAGGGAAAUAACUACAAGAACCUCCGCCGCGCAAAGUUUUUUCACUUUGCGCGGCGGAUGUUUUCUUCGUCUUUAAGACGAAGAAAACAUCAAGCAGGAGCCGCGAGAGCUUUUUAUCAAGUGGGAGCAGGCCACUUUUCUUGCUUUUGUUGCUAUUUCAAUGCUUUUUGGUUUUUUUUUGUUUUUUUUUUCGUUUUUUUUCCAAUUUUUUUCCUUUUUUUCUUUUUUUUUUUCAUGCGCAGUUUUUCGCUUUCUUUUUUGCGCGCUUUUUUUUUUGCUUUACUUCAUGGCCAUUUUUUGCACCGAGCAUCCAUCUAUCAUAGUCUUAUUCGUAUAGAGCUAUGACUGAACUCCAUGCGAUUGUCUAUGACAGACAUGCACUGGAUCAGGUGCCGAGCUUUUGUUUCUUUUUUUCGCUUUCGGCUUUCCAUUUUCAUUUUUUCACUUUUGUUUUCUCACUUUCUUCAUUUUCGCUUUUGCACCUUUACUUUUCCACUUUUUCUCCUUUUCCGCUUUUUUUUGUUGGUUUGCGUUUUCCAUUUUCGCUUUUGCUUUAUUUUUUUGGAAUCUUUUGUUUUGUUUUUCUUCUUUUCGCGCCCUUCAUUUACUCAAGCAUAAAUCAACAAAACAAAGACCACAAGCACUUGAAUGCUCUAUGUCUAAAAAGAAGCGCAUUCCAUGCGCAGGAACAAGAAUUCUACUGCAGAUAGCAUAUGCGCAGCGGCCCCCCCCCUGUCGUUCAUAUGCCCAAGGUUGAUCAUAUUUGCAAUUAUGAGUCCAGGCCGUCGUUUUUUUUGAUGUCUUGCAGAACACGCUACCUCCGCACGUGACCCCCUGCACAGAACGACAUGUCGACUGCUCAAGCGCAGUAUCCAUGUGUCGCGUGGCUCUGAGAAAGGAGCGUCUGACUUUUUACGACCUUCCGGCUUCUGCAUGUUCUUGAUCAACAAGCCCCGACUUUGAUAAUUGCGACCCAGCUGCUGCAGUAGAUGCGACCCCCUUUCGUUCCUUGAGAAGCAUACAACAAUUUCACCAUGCUGCACAAACGAAGCACUACUAGCACGACAAUAAAUAAAGUAACAUCAGCAGCACCCGAUGAAAAAUGUAAAUGGAGAAUUAUCAGUGCAAAAAGUAUUUCUCUACGAAGAUAUAUCACACGCAGCGGAGCCGACAGGAA
Amoebophrya sp. A120 is the source of this 1249-nucleotide messenger RNA. NCBI's taxonomy places the organism in Eukaryota, Dinophyceae, Syndiniales, Amoebophryaceae. The record is from the annotation of a GenBank genome assembly.